This is a messenger RNA of Zygotorulaspora mrakii, 4149 nucleotides long. RefSeq names its product chromatin segregase YTA7 (gene YTA7). Gene Ontology annotation, molecular function: ATP binding; chromatin binding; ATP hydrolysis activity. NCBI's taxonomy places the organism in Eukaryota, Fungi, Ascomycota, Saccharomycetes, Saccharomycetales, Saccharomycetaceae. The transcript has a single exon. Gene Ontology annotation, biological process: positive regulation of transcription by RNA polymerase II. The record is from RefSeq and is a predicted model, not a curated record. The coding region runs from base 1 to 4149 and encodes 1382 amino acids. Gene Ontology annotation, cellular component: nucleus.
AUGUCGCGUAAUUUGAGAGGACGUCAUGACGCAGAUGAUCUGGAGGGGAUCGAGGAUAACAAUGGGAUAAUUCAUACGACAACGAGGUCGUUGAGGAAGAUAAACUACGCCGAAAUUGAGGCGGGAUUCGAUUAUCUGGAAAAUGAUGAGGAGACCUUUUCCACGGAGAACUCCAAAGAGUUGAAUAAAGCUGGCAAUGGCGAUGGCAAGGUCAUUGACCAGGGUAAUACGGAGUACCGUGGCGGCGAUGAUGAUGACGAUGACGAUGAUGAAGAUAUUGUGGUACGCAGGAAAUAUAACGGAAAAGACGGGGUUGGAGUGACCGAGAAGAGGAGUAGGGGUGCCAGGAGAUCAAGAGCGGUCGAUGCGGAUGAAGACGACGAAAGUUUCCACGAGGACGAAGAUGUGGAUGUGGAAGCAGAUGAUGAUGAUCUUGACAUUGAUGAAGAGGGCAAAGAUGACGAUUAUUUUGUCAGAAACGAUAGGAAGCGCAGGCAGAGGCUGGCGGAUAAAACCUUCGUGGUACCGGAUCCCGAUAAUGAAGACGAGGAAGAUGACGAUGCAGAAGAUGACGAUGGAGAAGAUGACGAUGGGUACCCAGUUUAUAACAGAAGGACGAAGCGGAGUACAAGCAGAAAUGGUUAUAGGACAACAAGAUUGCGAAAUAGAGUUUCAACUCCGUCACCCCCACCAAGAAACCUGAGAAAAAGAACACGGUCGUCACACAUGGAUGAGGAUCUGCAAGAUACUGAUGUAGAUCGAAAAAAUAGUGAGGCGCUUUCUUUAGAAGAUGAAAUAAGAGAAUUACAAGAAGACAGUCCUAUUCAUGAAAAGAGAUCCUUGCGUGAACGUACAAAACCAGUUAACUAUACAUUACCACCACCGUUAACUGAGGCUAAUGCUGAAGAUUUAUCGGUAAGGGAGCAUUCGAAGUCUUUCGCCAAUCCAUCCCCACGUCGUGGUCGUGGGGGUUGGGGCACGAGCCAGAAUACGGGUCCUGUGAGAAGACUUUUCCCUACCGGUGGGCCAUUUGGUGGAAAUGACGUUACGACAGUUUUUGGCAAAAACACAAAUUUUUACGGCCAGGCUUCCAACACUGAUAAUAUUAAUAAUAACAAACUUAUAAUAGAUUCUGAUUCUUCGGAUGAUGAAAUUCUACCUAUGGGAGCUGUACCAAAACAAAAGCAACCGAAAACAAAGAAAAAGAAACCCGAGAUUGCUGAUUUAGAUCCACUUGGUGUGGACAUGAAUGUCAAGUUUAGUGAAGUUGGUGGUCUCGAUAAUUACAUUGACCAAUUAAAAGAAAUGGUCGCUUUACCAUUAAUGUAUCCAGAAUUGUAUCAAAAUUUUGAUAUUACGCCACCCAGAGGUGUUUUAUUUCAUGGUCCACCUGGCACAGGUAAGACGCUAAUGGCACGCGCUUUAGCUGCAAGCUGCUCAUCUGAAGGAAGAAAAAUAACCUUCUUUAUGAGAAAAGGUGCAGAUGUUCUAUCAAAAUGGGUUGGUGAAGCUGAAAGACAAUUACGUUUGUUAUUCGAGGAGGCUAAGAAACAGCAACCAUCAGUGAUUUUUUUUGACGAAAUUGAUGGGUUGGCACCUGUAAGAAGUUCCAAGCAGGAACAAAUUCAUGCCAGUAUAGUGUCUACAUUGUUGGCACUGAUGGAUGGUAUGGAUAACAGGGGACAAGUCAUUGUGAUUGGUGCUACAAAUAGACCUGACGCUGUAGACCCCGCUUUGAGAAGACCGGGAAGAUUUGAUAGAGAAUUUUAUUUCCCACUACCAGAUUCCAAAGCUCGUGCACAAAUUUUAAAGAUUCAUACCAAGAAAUGGAAACCACCACUAUCUGAAAACUUUAUCAGUAACUUGGCUUCCCUUACCAAAGGGCAUGGUGGUGCGGAUUUAAGGGCACUUUGUACCGAAGCAGCGUUAAUAAGUAUUCAAAGAAAGUACCCUCAAAUUUAUAGAAGCAAUGACAAACUGCAAGUUGAUCCAUCAAAGGUGAGUGUCAAUAGUGGCGACUUCAUGAUCGCAUUAAAAAGAAUUGUUCCCUCUUCUGCUCGAUCUGUCGGUAGCACUGCAAGUCCUUUACCAGAAUCCGUGAAGCCGCUGUUGGAAGAUCAAUUUGAAAAAGCAAAACAGAAACUGGAACUCCUGAUACCAAAAGAAAAUGACAUUUUUGAUAAGGAAUCUUCUUUGAUUCAGCACUUUAUCGAUUACGACAGCUUUAAUGAUGACAACAUCAAUACAGAGACAGAAGUAGAUAACAGCAUGUCAGGUUUUGCUAAGUACGAAAUUAUUAAUAAGAUAUCUGAUGCUCGGAUAUUUCAGCCAAGGUUACUGAUAACUGGCCAAAGGGGAAAUGGACAGCAAUAUCUAGGAGGUGCAAUGCUAAACUUUUUUGAACGUUAUAACGUUCAAAAGCUAGAUCUAGCGUCGUUGGUAUCAGAUAGUACCAGAACUGUGGAGUCGGCUGUUGUGCAAGGAUUUUUAGAGGCCCGUAAAAGACAGCCCUCUGUAAUCUUUAUCCCAAGCAUUGAAACGUGGCCCAAAGUGAUCCCAGAGUCAGCAAUCCUCACUUUAUCAACUUUAAUGAGAUCGUUGAAAAGCAGUGAAAAAGUAUUUAUUUUGGGUAUUGGUGAAGCUGAUUGGGAAGAAGAGCUUCGAUAUGGGCCUUUAUCAAAUCUAUUUUUCUCAAAAAACAUCUUUCAUAUCGAUUGUCCUUCUUCCUCUCAGCGGGUCAAAUAUUUCAGUUCAUUAAUUAACCUGUUGCGCAUGAAACCAACAAGUUUCGAAACGAGGAGAAAAAGAACCAAGCCUUUAGAACAUUUGCCAUUGGCAGAAACCACCAUCCGAAACUCCGAACAAGGCAAUGAUGGUACAUUAUUAUCUCCAAUAGAAGCUACUAAAAAAAAUUUGAGAUCUUUUCAACAUCAAGAUAUGAAACUGAAAAAUGUUUUGAAGAUCAAGCUGUCUGGCCUUAUGGAUUUGUUUAAAAAUAGAUAUAAGAGGUUCAGGAAACCCCCUAUCGAUGACUCUUUUUUAAUUCACCUUUUUGAGCCUUCUACGGAUCCAAAUUGGCAGCCUGCUUAUGUGAAAGAUAAUGAUAUGAUUCUCGAGGUGGCGACUGGUCGCCGCUUUUUCAAUAUGGAUCUCGAUCUAAUUGAAGAACGUCUGUGGAAUGGAUAUUAUUCCGAACCUAAACAGUAUCUGAAGGACAUAGAGCUUAUUUAUCGUGAUGCUAACACUACUGGUGAUCGCGAAAGAAUUAUUAAAGCUUCCGAAAUGUUUGCAAAUGCUCAGAUGGGUAUCGAAGAGAUAUCGACCCCAGAGUUCAUGCAAGAAUGCAAAGCUACACGCAGAAGAGACCUUGAGCGUCAAGAGCUUUUUUUGCUUCAUGAGCAGGCUAGGCUAUCUGAGGAGCAAAAACGCCUAAAGAACACUACUACCUCCACAGGUGAAGUUUGUGACGAGGUAGGCGUAGCCUCUGGUAAUCAAUUGCAAGUUCAAGGAACAGAGAGCACCUCAGCUAAUGUGGAACUCCCAAACGAAUCAUCAGGUAUGGCUGUGAACGACGGUCAACUUGAAUGUCAACUGAUAGAAACACAGGUCGAUGCUGUGGAAGAUGUCUUAGAAGAGAAAGGCGCUGCUGUGCCAGACAAUUUUCCAAAUGGCAGUACCAAUGAAGUGAUCGAUUCUCAUGGCAAUGGCCUGAACGGACCACAUAAUUCGACCGAAACAUCUGUUAUGGGAGAUGCUUUUACGGAGGAGACGCGCACAGAUGAUCCGGAAUUUGGGCAGAAUAAUGUAGCAUCCGAGAACAUUGCUACAACAAACAAUGAUGAAAGUAUUGAAAGUGUUGAAGAAUUGAAAAAUGCUGAGAACAAGAAAAAUGCUGAGAACAAGGAAAAUUCUGGGGCUAAAGUUUCAAAGUCCAAAAACGAGGAGUUAGAGCCAGAAGUAGUUGUUGACGUCGAUGAAGACUCAUUAUCACUUAUUAUCCAGACACUCGAGCGGAAAACUCAUAACUGCACUGUCGCAGUUCUGGAGGAGAUAUAUUCUGAGCUAUCUGAAAUUGCUUGGGAAGAUAGAUUUCUGUGGGCAAAGGCGGAUACUAUUAAUAAGAUUUCAAACAGGAUCGAGAAGAUAUAA